AUGCAUACAUAUCAACGAUAUCCAUUUCAAGAUAUUCAAUGCAUUGAUGUAUUUGAACAGUCAGUACCAAGAUGUGUAAAAUCUGUUCAUGAAGAAUUAGAAGGACAAAUUCAAGCCAAUGAACUCCGUAUUACUUUGUUGACGGAACAAACUAAACGUUUACGUAAUGCCUUACUAGUUAUGAAUGAAAAGCAUGACGCGAAUAUUCAUACGACAAAUGUAAUAAAACAAGAAGAUACCGAAUUAUUGUCACCAAAAAUUGAUCAUUUAACAUUGAACAAUAUUACACCGAGUAUAAGUAGAUCAAAUUCUUCUAUUUUAUCAAUUGACAAGAUUUCAACAGAAAAUCAAUCAACAAAAGAAGAUGCCUCAUGCAUACGUUCUAAAACAUAUACAAAAUCAAAAAUUCUAUCGAAUGGAUCUGUUGAGAAUCAUUCAAAUAUACAAUUGUGGUCUGGUCCAAGUGCAACAGCAAAAGGUAUUGUGGUGAAAGCUUAA
Molecule: messenger RNA, 498 nt
Organism: Trichobilharzia szidati
Lineage: Eukaryota; Metazoa; Platyhelminthes; Trematoda; Strigeidida; Schistosomatidae
Source: the annotation of a GenBank genome assembly